GCACAUUUAGCAACAUCUUUAGGGAGUUUUGUAGCGAAUUCAUGCACGAAAUCUAUGCGGGGCUGGUAUUUGAAGGGUUUAUAACGAGGAUUAAGGUUCAGAAGGAACUUUACUCUUAUUAUAACUUGAAGAGAAUAGCAUUGAAUAAGUCGCAUUGGUUUGGACAAGUACAAAGACGAUUAAAAAUACAUUUAUGCAGAAAGAACUGUUUGAAGGUCUCAAGCAAGUUAGGCUGUCUAGGGUUCACCCCUUAAUGUUCUUGCUAAGGAGAGCAAUCUUGUGCCUGAUGAUCAUCAUCAAGUUCCACUA
Moneuplotes crassus is the source of this 309-nucleotide messenger RNA. NCBI's taxonomy places the organism in Eukaryota, Ciliophora, Spirotrichea, Euplotida, Euplotidae. The record is from the annotation of a GenBank genome assembly.